UCACAACAAUAUCAUAGCAAACCCACUAUCCGACGACAUAUACUCCGUCUGUUCCAACGGCGGCAGAAUGUCGAAGGUGUUCAGCUUGAACUCCGAUAAUGAAUUCAUCUCACCAUUUAUGGACGCACUUGUUGCAGUGCUCAGCUACAAGGGCGACGUGAAUGAUUUCAGGACUAUCCAGGGAACAGACUACUACUCCAAUGAUGAUUGGGGCACUCGAGUUGAGGUUGGUCCGGGAGAAGAAUACGAGGGAAUAAAACUCUUUGGCACUACCAUUGUGGGAGACAAGUUCAAACAGCUAGUCGAUGAGCUCAAGUCGGUAGAAGACCGCGAAAGAAUCCAUUUCUUUGUGAAUCGUUUGGGCCUUUGUAUAGUUGGAAGAAUCGGGCAUCCAACUAUUAGUGCAAUGCGGAUCAACGAUUAUUUUGGUUGGUCCAAAUACGGCGUGAAGUUACCUCAAGAUGUUACCAAGUUCACCGUGUGGAGCAGAGCGGACAUGCACAGUGGAGAAACGUUGAUUGAUGCCCGAGGAAUGAGCAGAGCCGCGGAGGAGGCGCUGCAGCGGAGCUUGGAGGAGAAGAGCGUGGAGCUGGCGGCAUGCAAGAAGGAACUGAAGGAGAAGAACGUGGAGCUGGUGGUACGCAAGAAAGAAAUGGAGGAGAAAGAAAUGGAGCUAGUGGCGUGCAAGAAGGAAAUGGAGGAGAACAACGUGGAACUAGUGGCAUGCAAGAAGGGAUUAGAGGAGAAGAACGUGGAACUGGCGGCAUGCAAGAAGGAGCUGGAAUGGAGCAAGAGGAUCGAGUCGCUCCAGAGCGAGUUAAUGGAAAAAAAGGACAAGGAGGUGGAGACGAUGAAGAAUCAACUCCUUGCUUUCAAGGACAUCUUACGCUCCUUGAUUGACCAUUAGGGCCGGUUUCUUAAUUAUUACUACCCAAGCAUAUCUCCCUGACAUGGACGCAAAGUUUUCAGAUAAUUAGUUGCUCUCUGGAUUUUCUUUCGUUUGAUCAUCCUAUCCACUGUCCACCUCAUGAUGAAAUCCCAAGGUUAAUUAAGACUCUUCUUAUCUUCUUGGCUUUUGAAACCACCCACAAAAGAUCGAGUAGAAGCCACCAGAUUUGGAGUGAUCAGUAGUGGCUAAAUAUAAUUAAGAUCUCACACUCGAUAGAUCCAAAUGAAUCUCAAGGGAAAGGAACCUGAUUAGUCUAUUCUUUAGUCAUUUUUUCAAGCUCACACUCGAUAGAUCCAAAUGAAUCUCAAGGGAAAGGAAUCCUUCUUUUACUACUACACUUAGAAUCUCGAUCGCUCCCCACCAACCUUAAUUUUACAUCCGAAAUAACAAUGCAUAUGAAUAAGUUGAGGGGCAUUGUAGCCUCUCUUAUGAACUACACAUAGCGUCACCACUCAAUGAAGCAAAUGAUGAUAAUUAAUACACAUUACACAGGAAGAUGAGAAAAGAAUGCAAUAAGAAUGGGGCUUACGA
Molecule: messenger RNA, 1480 nt
Organism: Linum trigynum
Lineage: Eukaryota; Viridiplantae; Streptophyta; Magnoliopsida; Malpighiales; Linaceae
Source: the annotation of a GenBank genome assembly